Molecule: messenger RNA, 151 nt
Organism: Paramecium sonneborni
Lineage: Eukaryota; Ciliophora; Oligohymenophorea; Peniculida; Parameciidae
Source: the annotation of a GenBank genome assembly
AUGAUCUUUUUGCUGAAAGUAUUAAUUAUUAUUGUAUAUUUAGGUACAUCCAAUCUUAAUAUCCUUCUUAUAUCCUAAUCAGCAAUUUUUCAAGCAAAAGGAGCUCUCAUACAUUAAGGAGAGUUUGUUAAUCAUCAAGGCUAUGACUUGA